CUACCCCUCCCAUGCUCCUCCUGCUCCGACACAGACAGGCAAAAGGCGGAGGAGGAGCAACGGACCUCACAGUCAACAGACGCUGGGUGUACGGCAGUCCGCCGAUCGGGAGGCUACACCGGCAGAAGCCCACGGAGGGAGGGAGACAUCAGCUCACGGCUAUUUUCCGUUGACCAGUUAAGAGCCGGCAGAGAAAGAAACAGUGGAGAAGGCGAGCACAGGCGGAGAGAGGAUAAUUGCGUUUCUGGCUGCCCUGUGGGAACAUGGGAUAUAUGACCUCAUCAUUCACCUGUGAGGCUCUCCAGUAAACAACUCCAGAUAGCAGGAUGACUGAAGCUGCUAGAGAAAGUGCAGAUGUCCUCCUAAAGCCCUGCGAUGUGACGUCAUGUGACGUCAUCAGCUGCCCCUCCCCUCCGCCAUGUCUGCCCCUCUGCAAUCAGAGGGAGGACGAGGAGUGUCACCAUGACAGUAAGAAGCUGGAGCAGCAGAAACACUGUAACCAGGUGCAACCAAAGAAAAAAGUUAAGGCUAAAGGAAAGUUAGUGCGCAGUAUGGCUAUCUGCGAGGAGUCCUCUCCAUUUGAAGAAAUCCAGGCAUAUCCAGACACAAACAUCUCAUCAAGCUGCAAUGAUAAUGAGAGAACUUCCUGUAAGGAGGAAGAGCAGGAGAGAAGCACAGAUCCAAAGAAACAUUCACUUUCCAAAGAGUCCAGCGUGGAGUACACCGACUCCACCGGCAUAGACCUGCACCAGUUUAUCGUUGACACCCUCAACAGCAACCCCAGAGACCGCAUGAUGCUGCUCAAACUGGAGCAGGACAUGAUCGACUUCAUCACCAGCAAUAGCCCCUUUAAGAAGUUUCCUCACAUGUCGUCCUACCACCGUAUGCUGGUCCAUCGGGUGGCGGCCUACUUUGGCAUGGAGCACAAUGUAGACCAGACAGGCAAGUCUGUCAUCAUCAACAGGACCAAGAGCACGCGCAUACCGGAGCAACGCUUUUUGGAUGAGGUGCACAAGGACAAGGCAGAAGAAAUCCACUGUUGGAAAAUUAUUUUGAAGAGAGACAGCAGCUCAGAUGACCAGACCCGACUCCACCCCUUACGGGAGAAGCAAAGCAAGUCAAUGGAGGAGCGAGAGGAGGAGUACCAAAGAGCACGAGAACGAAUCUUUAACCAAGAGGUGAGACGGGGAGACAGAGGAAGACAGACAGGCAGACAUGACAUAGAGACAGAGAGGAGACUCACUAAUUUCUCUGCUGUUCUUUUACAGCCUCUCUGCACCCAGGAGAGCGCCCAUGCAGAAACCAGGGCUGUGGAGGAGUACAAUCCAUAUGCUGAGACCCAGAGGAAAAGGCAGCUCUUCAGGGGGAGCCGUGACAGCUCAGGCUCCAGUUGGACAGGCAGCAGCAGGCAGAGUAGCACUGAGACUGACUGUCGCUAUAGCAACGACCCCCGACCUUGGAGCAGCACUGAUUCCGAUUCCUCCUACCAGUGGACAGGUCCCGCCCCGAAACCCCGUCAGCCUCCCAACCACAGCUGGGAAGCACGAGGUGCAGGCUCCAUCUCUCUGUUCAGACUGCCAUCCACUUGUCCCCACUCCUCCUCUCCUCCCAUCAUAGAGGAGCCGGCUCACAACUCUACCUUCAUCGUGGAGAACGGGAUCCCACCGGGAAGCAUAUUAGUGAACCCACAUACUGGGCAGCCUUUCCUGAACCCUGAUGGAAGCCCUGCGGUGUACAACCCUCCAGACAGUCAGCAGCCAAUCAGGAGCCAGACUCAGCUGCAAGGCUCUCCCUCUCAGCAGCAACAGCAGCAGGUGGUUCAGUACUCGUCUGUCUCUUACACAGCUCCACAAAUGUUGCCUGUCACUCCCUCACAGCCAUACUCGACAAUUGAAGACCUCUCCUCGCAGUUUGCUCAUGUGACAGUGAACUGUCAGUCAGCGGGUGAAGCCCCACCUCUCGGCCCUCCCAGUCAGGGUUACAUCUAUGCAGCUCCUCCCCCUCCUCCUCCCCCUCCCAACCCCACAAGCUACUGCCAGCCCUCACCUCAGAUGCCUAUGUAUUACUACGGCCAGUACCCUACCUCAGCCCAGCAUGGAUGCAGGCCUGUCUCACCCAGCCAGCACAUCCACAGCCAAGUAGCACAACCAACAGCAGGUUACGCUCCUACCGUGGGGGUGCAGCAGCCUUCCCUCACCCAGGCGCAGGCUGUGUUGGGGACCUACUCACCAAUGGCCUCUCAUCAGUGUAGCAUGGUUCAGGGAGGUGUUUCAAUGUCCUAUCCCCAAAGUAAAGUUGUGACUGGGGUAGGUGGGGAGGCAGGUUACUGCUGCGUGGUACCCUCACCCUCCCACCACAGCAGCUGCCACCCUCCCAGCUGCAGCAACCUCAGCGCUCCAGCCUGGAGCGCGCAGUACUGAUGAUGCCUCGACGGAUGGAGUGAUGAUACUUUGGUUCCUGCGUGAACCCAUCACACAUACUUAACACAAACACCUUCUUUUUCACUCCCCUCCUCUCCAUACUCGCCUACACCCGCCUUCUUCCAGAUGAUGCCCACAGGGCACAUCGUUCACACACACACAAGCAUGUACACACACAACAUACACCCACUCACAUAUAUAAAUGUACCACUGUACCAAAGCUUAAUAGUAUAUAUCAGAGCUGCUGUAUUGAAUGCAUAAUUUAUAUACACAAAUGGAGUUUUAUAUUGAUAUUAAAUUAUAUAUUGUGUUUUAAGGAAAUGCACUGUGUGAAGAGAAUAAAGUCCUAUGGCUGAUUUAUUUCA
Seriola aureovittata is the source of this 2785-nucleotide messenger RNA. It is a transcript of the gene arpp21, whose product is annotated as cAMP-regulated phosphoprotein, 21. The coding region runs from base 327 to 2420 and encodes 697 amino acids. The transcript has 19 exons. Gene Ontology annotation, molecular function: nucleic acid binding. The record is from RefSeq and is a predicted model, not a curated record. Gene Ontology annotation, cellular component: cytoplasm. NCBI's taxonomy places the organism in Eukaryota, Metazoa, Chordata, Actinopteri, Carangiformes, Carangidae.